AUGGAAAGCGAAGAUAAUUCCAGACCAGCUGAAGAGCAACUUGUUAAUAUUUCACAAAGUGACCAAAAUUUGGCUGAAGCAAUAGACGCUCCAGUAGUUGGACAAAUAUUCCGUGAUUGGGAGGAAUUGGAUCUCUUUAUUUCUCUUUAUGCAAAAACUCAAAACUUUGUUAGUGUUAUACAUGGAUCUGAAUAUGAUAAGGGAGUUUGUCGAAUUCAUCGAUAUGCUUUCAAUGGAUUGUUAAAAAAAGCCAUUCAAACUGGGUUAGACGCUGGUGCUAUUGCAAUAAAAGAACUUGAAGAAUUCAUGAAUGACUUUAUCAACAAUAAAAUACAACAGAAAGAGGAUGACGAGACCACUUCGAAUUGCAGCUUUAGUAACAAAGAAAAUUUCAUAGAAAUUGAAGAUCCAGUAGUUCAUGCUAGAAGAGAUGAUAAAAAAAAGCCUAGUAUCAAAAAACAUUCAAAUGCACAAAAGUCUAGGAAGCCAACUCAAUGCCAACAGUGUCAGAAUACCGGUCAUAACAAAGCUGGUUGCGAAGCGUGGCACAAACGACAAGGUGUUCCUUAUUUAUAUUGA
This is a messenger RNA of Racocetra persica, 579 nucleotides long. Lineage: Eukaryota; Fungi; Glomeromycota; Glomeromycetes; Diversisporales; Gigasporaceae. The record is from the annotation of a GenBank genome assembly.